Messenger RNA from Emys orbicularis (European pond turtle), 564 nucleotides. RefSeq names its product cystin 1 (gene CYS1). The record is from RefSeq and is a predicted model, not a curated record. Bases 1 to 564 code for a protein of 187 amino acids. Lineage: Eukaryota; Metazoa; Chordata; Testudines; Emydidae. The transcript is spliced from 3 exons.
AUGGGCAGCGGGAGCAGCAGGAGUAGGAGGAAGCGGAGCUGCAGCCCCGGCGCGGAUCGUCCCGGCAGGUGGGGCAGAAGCAGCAGCGCCCCCAGCUGGCAGGGCGAGGAGGCCAAGGGGAGCCAGGCGCCCGCCCCCACGGAGCUGCCCAGCAGCAGCCUGCGGCGGCCGCAGCCGGGCGGGCCGGCGGAGGACUCGGACUGGGAGCUGCUGGAGGAGGUGCUGGCUGAGUGCGAGGAGCCGGGCGCGCUGCUCCCCACGGCCCGGGGUCCGGCUGCCCCCAUCCCGGGCCCGCCCCGCCGGGGGCCCGCCGGGGACUCCUGGGCCGGCCACGACCGGCACCCAGGGGCGGUGGCAGCAGGGAGCGGCCGGGGCAGCGGUGCCGCCGGAGGGGACCAGCCGGCCUCCUUAACAAGAAGCACACAGGACCCAGAGAACAACAACUCCUCCGCCAGUGAGUUUCCAGUCAGAAGUAACAAGAAGCCCGAGAUGCAAUCCCCCAUAUCGUACGAUUACUCUGAAGAAGAGCUCAUGGCGAGUAUUGAACGAGAGUACUGCCGCUGA